Saprolegnia diclina VS20 is the source of this 1038-nucleotide messenger RNA. RefSeq lists its product as hypothetical. Lineage: Eukaryota; Oomycota; Saprolegniomycetes; Saprolegniales; Saprolegniaceae. The transcript has 2 exons. Bases 1 to 1038 code for a protein of 345 amino acids. Gene Ontology annotation, molecular function: protein binding. The record is from RefSeq and is a predicted model, not a curated record.
AUGGCACUGCGCAACCCGGACCUGAUGCGCCAAAUCGCGUCGUACCAGUACGGUAUCUUUGAGGACGUUCGACCCUUCUUCAGCGCGGUCCUGACCCUCAAGUCGCUGCACCAUGAUGAAUCAACGUCCCGCACGAGCUUCAUGGUUGCGCUCGACACGGCGAUCGCACCGUUUGUGACAUCGCUGCAGCAAGGCCUCUUGAUGCGUCUUGUGCGCUGCGUCCGGUCCCGCGACUUUGCCUUUGUCAUGAGCUGCCUCGUCAAACAUGCCAUUGCCCGCGGCCACGUGGAGAUCCUCCACAACGUCCACCGCCGCCUCUCGCUGCACCAGUGCCAGCACCUCGCGCUGCAAGCCGCCGCGUACGGCCAGCUCCGCGUGCUCAAGUACCUCCACGCGAUUGCGUAUCCGCACUGGGGCCCGACGCCGCUUCUCGCUGCCGCGCAGUGCCAUGACGCAAAAAGCGUCGCCUUUCUCCAAGAGCAGUAUGCUCAAGACUGCGUCUGCCAUGCACUCACGACCGCUGCCAAGGCUGGCGACCUCGCGAUCGUCGAGACGCUGUAUCCACACCGUCACGCCGUUGGGUGCGUCCACGACAAGGCGUUUGACCAAGCCGUGAGCGCGGGCCAUGUGCCAAUUGUGGCCUACUUGCUCGAACGAGGCGAGACGGGGUCCGGCAUUGCGCUGGCCCUUGCGGCCGACCACGGCCACCUCUCUCUCGUCAAGUACUUGCACCAACACUUGGACGAUGCGAGCGGCCCUGUCGUCAUGGACUUGGCCGCCGCCAGUGGCCACUUGGCCGUGGUGCAGUACCUGCAUGCGCACGAUGUCUCCGGAUGCACGGCGGUCGCUCUGCGCGAAGCCGCGGCGUACGGCCAUGCAGACGUCGUCGCCUUCUUGUUGGCGCAUCGGAUGGAAGGCAACCCGCUCGUCGCAACCGUUUAUUGCCCGGCGAUCGCAGCCGGCACGGAGCUGCAAGCGCAAAGCAGCUACGACUUGCUGGAGUACGUGUACCACGAGCGCGCCAAAGCGCUCGCGUGA